AAAGGGACAGUAAUUGCUGUUAAUAUUUGAUUUAUUUAAAGUAAGUUCUUAAGGCCAAUUACAUCAUUUAACAAUAUAUUGUAGAUCCACCUAGUGUCACGCUGCUAAAUCACACAUUCGAUUCUUUUGAUAUUCAACGAAACAUUCAAUGUAUAGCUAACGGAGAUCCAAUGGAAUAUACAUAUGGGAAAUGGGAACAUAAGUCUUUCUUAAAUGAUCAUAUUAGAUAUCUAAAUGGAACAGCAUCUGGUAUAUUGAUUUUGCCUUUACAAGAAAAACAAGUUCGAUAUCAAGACAGCGGCAUUUAUGUUUGCAGUGUUUCGAAUGGAGUGCCUGAUGAAUAUGGAAAAUAUUUCCAGAAAGAACAGUCUUAUGUUAUUUCAAAAGGUCCUCCAGUUUUCGUAAAGGACAAUAAGCAGAUUCAGUACGGUGAUAUUGGCAAACCAAUGGACCUCAUGGUGUAUGUACAAAGUUGGUUGAACAUUACUAAUCAUUCCGUUGCAACGACUGUACGUGAAAUACAACAUUUAAAGGUAGCAAUAUAUCAUAUCAAGAUCAAGGACACAUUUCAUGGUCAACUGAUUCAUUUAUUUGGAUGGACAAUUGUAUUCAGAUUCCCUGAAUCAACCAUUGAUCAGUUUCAAAACUACACAAUAACUAUCUCCAACGAACUCGGUAGUGCUGAUUACGUAACAGAAUUGAAGUCGCAAGGCAAAUAUGAAAUUGUAGAAAAAUCCCUAUCCGUCCAAAGCGUCGUGAUUUUAUCAUUAGUGGUUAUCAUUGUAAUUCUGGUGGCUGGGAUUGUAUUAUAUGUUCGUAGAUUGAAACAGAGGUACAGGGAAAGGAUGGAACCUGCAAUAAAUGUCCAAACACCUGAAAGGACUUUUGGUGAAAGUUCUCAUUAUACAGAGAUAAUUGAAGAUGAUAACCUACAACCCACAUCGCAAGAAAAUGAUAGCUCCAGCAUGUCAAUGGUCAAUAGAGAUAUAGACCUUGUGUCGGCAGAACAUACAUCCACAUCAUCGGACAAUGAUAGAGAUUCUUCAGAAUAUUUAGACGAUGGAUAUGAACAGCCUUACACCACGCUGAUAGUUACUGAUCAAGUAAAAGACGAUCAUGUUUAUCUCACUACCAAAAAAAAGUCAGAUUAUGAAAAUGCAAUUCCUUUACAGAAUGUUGCUUGUCGACAUGCCUGUGAAGUCUUAGAAGAAGAUUCUUUAUCAGAUAAAACAAAUGUACUUCAUGACCACGAAAAUUGGAAUCUGAAUUACGACGUGAACGACUUUAACGACACAAAUGAUAGUGUGCCUCAGACUUAUAUUUAUCCACAAAUGAAUAAGGCAGAAUACAUCAACUUGUCACUUAACCUAUAACAUUAAGUUUUAGAAUUUAUCGUUUUAAUUGAACUACUAAACAUGAUAGUAUUCUGAAAUGAGGUCACUUUAUCUAUGAUCCGAUUGUAGUUAUAAUCUUAAAUUUCAUGCCUUCAUAUUGAUUAAUGAUAGUUAAACGCCCAAAAUAAAAUUGAGAAUGGAAAGCCCAAAAGCCUUUUUAAAUGCACAUUUAGCAAUAUACUACAUUAAAAUGACAUGAGAUUCUAAUAUGACGACCUGUAUAUCGUCAACCAGUAUAACCACAGUAUCUACCUUUAGUACAUACGCAUAAAUACACAAAAUAGGCUGCUCCGUGUUACGCCAAUCUUAUUCAUACGACAAAGAAAACUCAUUUUUUGACAGUUAAUCCGACGUUUUACAUAGGCCAAGCUUCAAAUACAAUACCUUUAUCUCUAUUCUAAUGCAAAAUAAACAAAUCAGUCCAUUUCAGUUAUUAUUUCGAUGCAAAAUGUCAUAAAACGAAAAUCCCACCAAAUGAUGUUAUCGUCUUUGGCAACUAAACAAGAAGACGUCAUAUGUACAUGUAUGCUUCGGGCGUCAAACACCGGACGUUUUCAGGCUUUUUGCACGCUUCGGAAUGUGAUAACAUUAGAUAAAAAGAAGUGUUUUUGUUGAAUAAUGUAAGGUUUUUUUUAAUUUAUUAUUGAAUAAUAUGAUAUACAGUAUCGUGUGUAUAGGGGUUUCAUGGUUGACAAAAUUUCGACUGCCAUGAAUUUUUUCUUAAAUAUACCCGGCUUUGUAUUUGACCUGAACAGUCAGAAUUAUACUGUGUAAGCUAGUUCUCAACAAAAAUGCAAACCCAAGGAAUUUGCUCAGGAAAGAAAAACCACUAAUACCUACCCAUUAUCGCUUUCUCAGCGCAAUUUUACAAUUUUAAACUGUAAGUCUUAUGUUCAAAUAGUGUGGUGGCCAUUUCUUGUAGCAAUUAUAUUAUAUUACAUAUUAGUAGUUUUGUUUAUGUGAUUUAUAAGACA
Messenger RNA from Mytilus californianus (California mussel), 2368 nucleotides. RefSeq lists its product as uncharacterized. NCBI's taxonomy places the organism in Eukaryota, Metazoa, Mollusca, Bivalvia, Mytilida, Mytilidae. The coding region runs from base 171 to 1373 and encodes 400 amino acids. The record is from RefSeq and is a predicted model, not a curated record. The transcript is spliced from 6 exons.